Messenger RNA from Zingiber officinale, 1541 nucleotides. RefSeq names its product SWI/SNF chromatin-remodeling complex subunit SNF5-like. Gene Ontology annotation, biological process: positive regulation of DNA-templated transcription. Lineage: Eukaryota; Viridiplantae; Streptophyta; Magnoliopsida; Zingiberales; Zingiberaceae. Bases 81 to 1250 code for a protein of 389 amino acids. Gene Ontology annotation, cellular component: SWI/SNF complex. The transcript is spliced from 2 exons. The record is from RefSeq and is a predicted model, not a curated record.
CUUCUUUCCUUGUUUCCUUCCCAGAUCGCACAUAUACACGAUCACACACAACAGCGAGAGAGCGACAGGGAAAAAGAGCGAUGGCGGAGUCCAACAACAACAACAACAACUCAAUGGCGCAGCAGCAGCAGCAACAACACCAGCAGCUUCUCAUGCAGCAGCAUCAACAGCAGCUCUUCCUCAUGCAGCAGCAACAGCACCAGCACCAGCAGCAACAGUUUCAUCUGCAGCAGCAGCAACAGCUGCAGCAGCUACAGCGCCAGCAACAGCAGCAGAAGCAGCAAUCGGGGCAGCACCAGUCACCCUAUAGCCUCCUGCAACAGCAGCAGGCCAUCUCUCGCUUCCCCUCCAAUAUCGACGCCCAUCUCCGCGCCCCCGGCCUGCGUUCCCUCCACUUUCAGGGCCCCGCCCCGCCGCCUUCCUCCUCACAGCCACCUUCCGCUACGAAUCUCCACCAUCACCCUCCCCAGGCCCAGCCGGCGCGGCCAUCUGGCGUGGGGGUAGGUAUCGGAAGGCCAGGGAACCCCUUGGAGGUGGAAAUGGCCCAGAAGGACGCCAUGAUGGUCUGUAACCCUGACUUCAAGCGGCCCUUCGCCUCCGUUGAGGAUGCUGUUCUCAGGCUUCUGCCCUAUCAUGUGGUAUCUGAUUAUGAGGCAGAAGAAGAUGACAGAAUUCUUGAUAGUGAUACCACUGGUCAGAUAUAUUCACGGAUUCAGCAAUGGGAUAAUAACAUUCUUGCAAAGAUUGCAGAGUUCACGACUACAUUUGAGAAGCAAGUCCUUGCUUUCAACAUAAUGACACGGAAGCGUGCUCAAGGAGAAUUCAGGUCGGAGGAGAGACUUAUGAUCGAGCAGGCUUUGCUGCAAGAAGAGAAGCAGGCUCUAUUGGGAAUCAGAGCUGAAAUUGAGUCUCGGGAGAAAGCUGGAAGGGAAGCAGCGGAGGCCAAAAUGCGGAUGGCAAUGGCUCAGGCUGAACAUGCUCGAGCAGAAGCACAAGCACAUGCAGAAAUGUAUGCUCGUGCCCCCAUGAGGGCAAGUGCUGCUGGCCUCACUGAAUCUGGUUCUGGGCAUGACAUUGUGCCUGAACAGGGAGGUAACAUGGACGAAAUUCAUGGGUGGGGAAAUGCUCAAAGAGAAGAUGAAGAGCCGUCCGAAGAUUUCUUGAACGAUGAGAAUGAACCGGAAAAUGGAGACACGGAUGCGCAAGGUGAGUGGCGGGAAGCUGGGGAGCUGGACUUAAAUUCUAGGUGAUAAUAAGGUAACUUGGCCGAGACUCUCCACAGAAACCUGAUAUUCCAACUUUACCCGAGCAGAAACAAAUUUCAGCAAGACUGAGUUGCUCGUUUCCAUGCGAGAAAACGCAUCACCACAAUUAACGCAACAGUUGAUUUAGAAGGUUUCCCCUCUCAUUUUAGCUAUUAUUUCCCCCUUUCUCUUUAGUUUAAAGAUUAACACGUGGGUUCGCAGUAUGCUCUACUUGAACUCUGUGGAAACUAGUCUAAGUUCUAAUUUGCCCGUAAGGCAGACUUGAUUGAGGAUUCA